UUAAAAUUUUGCAAUGCCAGUAAGAAUUUGUGCUCAAUGAGUUAGCUUCAUUCAUGACUCGCAUGGCGGGAAAUGCCGCUUCCAAACACCACCCCGGCGCAACUCUCGUCUAUCCUACGGCGAUGCGCCGCCGCUUCCGCCCUAAGACAGGGGAAGCAAGCCCAUCUUUAUGCACUCGUUUUCGGCCUCAUGCCACACUCCACCCUCGAAACCGACCUCCUCCUCAUGUACGCGCGCUGCGGCCGCCUCGUCAUCGCCCGCCAAGUGUUCGACCGUAUGCCUCACCGACCUCUGCAUUCCUGGAACAUCCUCCUCUCCUCCUAUGCUCAAUCCUCAUUUUUUCACUAUUCACUAGCCCUCAUCCGCCCCUUGCUUGCUUCUGGCCUCCGUCCUGACCACUUCACUCUACCUUCCCUUCUCAAGGCCUCCGCUGGCCUUGGCCAUGGCCGCACAGGUGCCGUGCUCCAUGCUUUCGCUAUUGGAAUGGCUCUUGACAUCCACCUUAUCGUUAGUGGGUCAAUUGUAGAUAUGUAUUUAAAAUGUGGGAGGUUGAUUGAUGCUCGCAAGAUGUUCGAACAGAUGCCUGAGAAAGAUGGAGUUGUUUGGAAUGCCAUGGUUACUGGGUUUACAAAAGCUGGGCUUCUCACUGAGGCGCUCAAUUUAUUCCAAAAGUCUCAGUGGGAAGCUGUUGAUGCGGAUUGGAUGGCACUCCCAAGUGUUCUCAGUGCCUGCAGCCAGAGUGGAGAUUUGAGGAGAGGAAAGGAGGUUCAUGGCAGAGCAGUUAGGUUUUUGUUAUUAGAAUUUGAUGUCGCUGUUGGCAAUUCUUUGAUUGACAUGUAUUCCAAGUGUGGACUCUUGGAUGCUUCCUGCCAGCUAUUUUCAAGUAUGCGUGUCAGAAAUCUUUUAACGUGGUCGGUCUUGAUAUCAUGUUAUGGUAUUCAUGGUCGAGGAAAAGAGGCUCUGAGGCUCUACGAGAAGAUGAGAGGACAAGGAUUGGAGCCCAAUUCUAUCGUCUUCACUUCAUUGCUUUCGAGCUGCAGUCAUUCUGGUCUCAUCAAUGAUGGGCAUGCAGUGUUCGACUCAAUAAGCAGGGUCUACAGAUUGGAACCAAGCAUUGAGCACUAUGCUUGUAUGGUAGACCUUCUUGGUCGCUGUGGAAGCAUUGAGAAGGCACUUGAACUCAUUGAGAAGAUGGAGAUUGAACCAGUGGCAAGCAUUUGGGGGGCAUUACUUGCUGCUUGUGCAGUGCACCAAAAUGUUGAAAUUGGGGAGAUUGCAGCAAUGAAGUUGUUUGAAUUGGAACCAGAGAAUCUUAGCAACUGUGUGGCACUCUGUAGCAUCUAUGAGAGAGCUGGGAAUUGGCAUGGCGUGGCUGAGAUGAGGAGGAAGAUGAGGGCAUUGGGGGUGGUUAAGACCCCAGGAUGCAGUUGGAUUGAAGUGAAUGGGAGAAGGCUUGGUUUCUACCAAGGGGAUGUUUCUUGCCAAUUUUCAAAGAGGACGUUGGAGUUAUUAAGGGGCUUAUUAGGCAUGCAUUCUUUUAAUGAAUUCAUGAUGAUAAUGAUGAUCAUAAUGAUGAUGAUGAUGAUGAUGAUGAUGAUCACAGCAAAAAACAUUUGAGCUUUUGUCAUGUGUUGGACCAUAUGUUCAUGAAAUCAUAGAGAUGGUUCUCAUGCAAAAUGAAUUAAGCAAUAAUAAUAAUAAUAAACGUAGCCAAUAAGCUUAACAUAACAAUUUCCUGUCAUUGAAUCAUCAUAUGUUCUAAUCUGAUGGUUUAAUUUUGCAAUAUAUAACCUGCCAAAUAAAAAUUAUUGACAUGAUUAGAAU
Dendrobium catenatum is the source of this 1824-nucleotide messenger RNA. Its product is annotated as pentatricopeptide repeat-containing protein At5g04780, mitochondrial-like. The coding region runs from base 73 to 1617 and encodes 514 amino acids. The transcript has 2 exons. NCBI's taxonomy places the organism in Eukaryota, Viridiplantae, Streptophyta, Magnoliopsida, Asparagales, Orchidaceae. Gene Ontology annotation, biological process: RNA modification. Gene Ontology annotation, molecular function: RNA binding; protein binding. The record is from RefSeq and is a predicted model, not a curated record.